CGCCGCGCCGGAGCAGAGAAAGGGUGCGCAGCCCGGAGGAGGGUGCGCUGGUGGGGUGCAGCGGAAGAGGGGGUCCAGGGGGGAGAACUUCGUAGCAGUCAUCCUUUUUAGGAAAAAGGGGGGGGGAAUAAGCCCUCCCCCACCCACCUCCUUCUCCCCCGGCGCACCACACACCGUGCGCGGGCUUCUCGCGCUCGGCACCGGCCGCCCGGGUGCGUCCUGCCUUCAUUUAUCAAGCUGUUCUUUUUUUUUUUUUUUUUUUUUUCCUGCGGAAAAUGCAUUGGUCGUUCGGAGUUUAAUCAGAAGAGGAUUCCCUUCCCGGUCCUCCGGCUCUUCCACCGUCCCCCUCGCGUGUCUCUUUCCUUUGGAGGGUUGAAGCGGUCCGGUGGGCACCUAUCCAUGCCUGCACCCGGGCGUGUGUAAAUUGCAGAGAGGGAGGAAAUCACCGGACUUAUACGAACGCUGGACUGAAAAUUGUAAUUCAUCUGCCGCCGCCGCUGCCUACCCCCGCCCCCCUCUCGUGCUCUUGAGAUCUCUGGUUGGGAUUCCUGCGGAUUCACAUUUUCAGUGAAGCAGAAGUCUGGGGAAGCAGUCUGGAAACCCUUCUGAUUUUUACCCCACCCAACCCUCACCCUCCUCCUGAUUCAUUGGAAGUUUCAAAGCUGCUAUAAACGGAGACUUCUGAAGAUUGAUGGGAUCGUUGCCUUAUGCAUUUGUUUGGGUUUUACCAAAAAAGAAAAAAAAGGAAACUUGACAGAAGAUCAUGCAGUCCUUAAAAAAUACAGUAAGUUCUUUGCACAGGAAAUUGGUUUAAUGUAACUUUCAGUGGACGCAGUUGAGAUUUUUGACUUUAAGUGCAUUGGAGCAAAUUUAAUUUCCAGGCAGUCUAAGGUAUUCUUUUUAGCCGUAUAACUUGUAGUGGUAAUGAACGUCCUUCGCGUCGGUGUAUUAAGGAGGAUGCACCUGAUUUUAACUUACUAGAGCCGCCCCCUCCACUCCCCCACCUUUCAGCAUCACGGAGGAAGUGGAUUGAUAUUAACAAGGCUUAAUAAAUAAUGUGCCUCAUGAAAUAAAGAUCCGAAAGGAAUUUGAAUAAAAAUUUCCUGCAUCUCUUGCCAAGGGGGAAACACCAGAAUUAAGUGUUCCGCGUGACUGAAGACACCCCCUCAUUCAAGAAUGCAAAGCACAUCCAAUAAAAUAGCUGGAUUAUAACUAUUCUUUUUAUUUUUUUUUUCUUUCGGGACCGUGGGGCGGGAGCGGGAAACAAGAGGUGCUUUUGGUACCCGCCGCUUUUUCUCCGGGGAAGGAUGGCGCACGCCGGCAGAACAGGGUAUGAUAACCGGGAGAUUGUGAUGAAGUACAUCCACUAUAAGCUGUCACAGAGGGGCUACGAAUGGGAUGCUGGAGAUGCGGACGCCGCGCCCCUGGGGGCCACCCCCGCCCCGGGCAUCUUUUCUUCCUUGCCUGGGAGCAACCCAACCGCCGCUGUGCACCAGGACCCAGCCGCCAGGACCUCGCCGCCGCGCCUCCCGGCUGCAAUGGCUGGGCAGGCGCUCAGCCCGGUGCCACCUGUGGUCCACCUGACCCUCCGCCAGGCUGGGGAUGACUUCUCCCGUCGUUACCGCCGCGACUUCGCAGAGAUGUCCAGCCAGCUGCACCUGACGCCCUUCACCGCGAGGGGACGCUUCGUCACGGUGGUGGAGGAGCUCUUCAGGGAUGGGGUGAACUGGGGGAGGAUUGUGGCCUUCUUUGAGUUCGGUGGGGUCAUGUGUGUGGAGAGCGUCAACAGGGAGAUGUCACCGCUGGUGGACAACAUCGCCCUCUGGAUGACCGACUACCUGAACCGGCACCUGCACACCUGGAUCCAGGAUAACGGAGGCUGGGAUGCCUUUGUGGAACUGUAUGGACCCAGUGUGCGGCCCCUGUUUGACUUCUCUUGGCUGUCUCUGAAGACCCUGCUCAGUCUGGCCCUGGUAGGGGCCUGCAUCACCCUGGGUGCCUAUUUGGGCCACAAGUGAGGUCCACAGGCCUGCCCCAAACAAAUAUGCAAAAGGUUCACUAAAGCAGUAGAAGUAAUAUGCAUUGUCAGUGAUGUACAGGAAACAAAGUUGUGGUGUCUUUAAAAGAGAGCAAAAAACACAGAGGGACAAACACACACACACACACACACACACACACACACACACACUCUGCUUUCAGGCAAAAGGUCGAAUCAGCUAUUUACUGCCAAAGGGAAAUAUCAUUUAUUUUUUACAUUAUUAGGAAAAAAAGAUUUAUUUAUUUAAGACAGUUCCAUUAAAACGUCUGUCUUUGGAAACCCUACCACAAAUUGCCAAGCACCACUUUGUGAGGCUCCACCUGCUGGCUGUGCCUAUGGAAUGGGCUCUGUUUUCCAUGUUCACCAGGAUGGCCCACCGUCUGAAGAGCAAAGGGACCAGGACCCUGACUGCUGGGGAAAGCUGGUAGUCUGGCUGCUUGAAACUGGGGACAAGGUUUUCAUAUGACUUUCAUUCGAUGGCCCUGGGGGCUGGGAUAUUGCAGUGGGAGGGUUCUUUCAGGGAAGUCCAGUCUUCCUUGGCCUGGAGAGAGGACAUGUUUUCUAUGACUCACAUGGUACAUACCCAGUUAGAGGACAAAAACUGGGCACUUCAGACGGUUGUGUACUGGCUGAAGGACAGUGAUGGGAAAAUGCCCUUAAACCACAGGAAAGUAUUUUUUUAAGCUACCAAUUGUGCCGAGAAGCAUUUUAGCAGUUUAUACAAUAUCAUCCAGUACCUUAAGCCCUGAUUGUAUAUAUUCAUAUAUUUUGGAUACACCCAGCCCUCCUCCAAUACUUGCUCUGUCUGAGUAAGAAACAGAAUCCUCUUGAUUUGAAGAAGUGGACGUUUGGUGACUUCAUCAGCAUCAGGAAGAAUGGGGUCACCCAGAGAAUCAGGCGGCCACAAGUGCCUGCUUUUAGGAGACCAAUGCCUGCAGAACCUACCCAGCUGUAGCCCAGCUCUGAGGCCUAGGCCUGGCUCUGAGCCAGGACCCUCACUGGCCUCCUCGUAGGGUUUGGAACAGUGGUUGGUCCCCAAAUGACUUGUAGCUGACAAAACUCAGAAAUCCAUGGCAAGAAGAGCAAUAGUGAGACACACUGGGUUGGGGCCUAUUCCCAUGAGGCCUGCCAGGAAAGCCUGCUUCGUCUGUGGCUUGGAACCAGGACUCUUCCUGAGACAUCACUGCUGAGGAGAGAAAGCAGGUGCUCUGCCUGCCCAGAGGGGUGGUUAGAGCUGAGAUGCCUCCACCCCAGAAAAGCUGUCCCCACUUUUGGCAGAUGCACACAUGUGCGUUAGUGGCCUGUCCUGUUUAAAGCAAGGCUUUAAAUGACUUUGUGGAGGGUCAUAAAUCCUAACGGAAGCGCUGAAAUGAGGUGUCAUGGAUUUGAUGAUCUAUGUCUAUGGAAUUCCAUGUAAAACAUUAUCUUGUCAUUGUAGUUUGGUAUUAUUUGAAAACCUGAUAGAGGGAGGGGGAAAAAGGUUCCAGGUAUGUAUGGAAUGUGGAGAUUAUCUGUGCAUCCUGGGACACCAAAAAAAAAAAAAUCGAUGGUGGAAAACUAUAAAGGAGUAGCAAAAGAAGUGAAAUCUCUGGCUAAUGAAAGGAAAAAAAAAAAUGUGUUUUUUUUUUUCAAGUUUAGAAUCAGCCUGGAGGCAUUUGUGGGGUAACUUUGUGGCAUUAUCACAUUAUAUACCAUACCAUUUAUCUGUAUUAACUUUGGAAUGUACUUUGUUUAAUGUUUAUUGCUGUGGUUGAUAUUUCGAAAGCUGCUUUCAAAAAGAAUACAUGCAUCUCAGCAUUGUUUUAAUUGUAUUUAGUUAUGGCUUCUAGAAUAUUUGUUAGAAAAAAAAGAUAAUUUUUCCAUUUGAGAUUUUUGUCUCUUGAUCUUUCAAAAGCAUUUUUGAAAAGGCAGAAUAAGCCUGAAAGAGGUGGGGGACCUAAGCAAGUCUGGGUUUUGCUGCCCCUCAGCUGCUUUGAUUUAACCGAGUUCUCUGCAUGUGUAGCUCCACGGGAUUGUUUACUGUGAUGGAUAUAGCUGUUGCUCAUUUGACCUUGUUUCUUCAAGGUUUCCUUGUCCCUGGGCAAUUAAGCAUUUAACUCAUGUUACCUAGGAUUGCAUGCAUGUUUGGUUAAACCCAUGAGGUUCAUUCAGUUGGAAAUCUGGAUGGGAAACAGAGCAAAGGGUUAGGAUGUUGUCUUCAGAGAGUUGCUUUGUAUGGCCUGUUCCAACAUGGAUGCAUCGGAGCCCUCCCACCCUCUUCCCCUGGGCCCAUCUCUGUGACUCUCCUUCAGGGCCUUCCUAAAAUGUAGAAGCAGCUCCCAUCACUGAGGGUGCAGGGAGCCUGCCGAGGAGAGCCAGACCUCCCCAGCAGGCCUCAGGGAACAGGAUGAUCAGACCUUUUUGAAUGAUUCUAAUUUUUAAGCAAAAUAUUAUCUUAUGAAAGGUUUACAUUCUCUAAGUGAUGAAUACGAACUAUCCAACCCUGUGCUGCUAUCCUGCCAAGAUCAUUCUAAUGGAGUCGGUUUGCAGUACACGCCACGUGGCGAGCUCCUCCAAGCUGCUUUAGAAGUAACAAUGAAGAACACGGACAUUUUUAAUAUAAACCCGUUUGUCUUUUGUUUUUGUUGUUAUUGUUUAAACUGGGAUUUGCAGAGUAUUUGAAAAAUGUAUAUAUAUUAAAAAAAAGUCAUAGGUCCUAAGUUCUGGCUGGUUUUCUUCAGUUGUAGGAUUUUGCUUUCUGAUUUUAAUGGUGAACUUGCCCAGCCACUGGACCCCAGAACUGUACAGCAUUGUGGCUACACUUGCUCUAAGAGUAGUUGAUGUUGCAUUUUUCUUGUUAAAAACAUGUUAGAAGCAACGAAUGUAUAUAAAAGCCUCAACUAGUCUUUUUUUUUCCCCUGUCUCAUUUUUUUAUAGUCUCAAUUAUUUUGCAGUUAGGCAACAGAGAGCCAUCCCAGUGCAUUUCAUAUUGAGAAGGGUUUCACACCUGAACCCCAAAUCCUCUUUAAAGCUUUGGAAUCUUCUCUACAUCAGACAAAGUCAGGCAAAAAUAGAGCAUACACACUCCCAAAAUUGGGGUCAAAGACUCUAAGAAGGGUUCACGAGAAGUACAUGCUAAAACCUUACCAUGUUUCCAAAGCCUCACUGACCAGGCACUCUGAGAGAUGGAAGCAACCAACAAGUUCAGAGGAUUUUUGCAGGUGUUGAAGAUGUGUGUAGGCUUGAGAUUCUCAGUAUAGUACUUAAGGAAGUAUUUUCAUAUAGUCCAAGUAGAAGCCUCCAUCCUCUACCUGAUUCAUUUGUCUCCACAUGUCUGGGGGGAGGCCUUCCUUCAUACACACCUUUUUCACCAGUAAAUAUUUCUUAUGUCUAAAAGCCUAUCUGUGGCUAGAGGGCAGGGAUUGGGAAGUGCUUAUAAACCCAGAGGAGUUAUAAUAAUCAGGAUCAAAAGUAAAUAAUUAGGGCAAUCCCAAUACAUGUCUAGCUUUCACAUUGAUGAUCUAUCCAAUGGUCAAAACUGCAAAUAGUCUAUAUUUGUAAUUAAAUUUAUACUAAAAUAAUACAUGAAUGUGCACUUCAACUCUAAUUCCAAUUGUACUUUAAAAAGCAAUGGGCAUCUUUAUACUUUAUCACUUAUAGGUAGAAAUGUAUACCUACUCUAUCAGAGAAAGAAAAAAAAAACAGGAAAGGAUUGGAAUAUAAACCAGUCUAAGGAAAAUAGGGAGUCCAUUGAAAUUCUAUUCUGAUCUUACUCUAAGGUGUCUAUGCAAAUGUGGUUACACACUUUUUAAGAAAUACAAUUCUACAUUGUCAGGUUCAUGAAAGUUCUAAUCAGAUCUGUGUUGUUACUCAGUUUGGAUCUUUCAGGAAUUUUUCUAUGUCAUUAUUAUUAUAGGACAAAGGACAUUUGUUAUGAGGGUGUGAGGAAUGAAGACUUUUUAAAGGAGUAAAACAGUCCCCAAAUUAGACUAGGGUGUGAAGGUUUCCAGAAACAUCAGAACUGUAGGGUCAGUGUGAUGUUCCCAUGGAGGCUAUUUUUGCAAAAAAUGAGGAUCAUUUUUAAGUUCUGUUGUCCAUUUCGAUUCAAGAGCACUGGCACCAUUUAAAAUCUAGCUUAGCACAAGCCAUGCAGUAGCAUAUGUUUCAAGUUGGAUGUGUCUAAUGAGUGUUUAAACAAUAAAUUUGCCAUUUUAAGCAGUAGGCUUUUUAAUGACAACCUUCAAGUUAGUAGGGACAUCUGUUUCUCAAUGUGUAUUAUACACAAUACACAAACUUUUAAAAUAAAUAUUGAAUCAAAUAAAACAAUGUGAGACUGGAUUGGGUAAAUGAUCAUGCCAGUCCCUUAGCCUUACCCAAUGAAUCAUUCUAUUCCCUAUCUUUAGACAGCCAUGAAAUAUGCAUCUCACAGGAUACAAAGAAAAACAGAUGGAGGACAAAUGGUACCUUUGCAGUUCGUCAUAGAAAAACAACCUGAAGUCAGUGUCCUGUGUUUGUUCUGUGUACCAAGUUCAGAACAGAAGACAAAAACAUUCAUGGAAGAUGGAAAGGCUAGCUUAUCAGAAAUCCCAAGAAUGUUGACUAAUAAUGCAGCAAUACUUGUACCUUCCCAUUCAGGAAAUCUGCAGAGGGCCCUCCAGCUGGCUCAUUCAUUAAACUUUUCCCUCAAAGGCAGCAGCAUCUGAAGAGUUGGUGGGAUUCAGUUUCUUUUGGAGAAGCUUUCUUUGGGGAGAUUUCUUAAAAUAUCUUCUUAAGUUUUCAACCAAGUUUUGCUUUGGUUUUCAGUUAUUGGGGUUAUUUUUGUUUUAAGUAAAGUGUACAAAUAAGUGUUUUUGUAUUGAAAGCUUUGUUAUCAAGAUUUUCAUACUUUUACCUUACAUGGGCUGCUUUUAAUAUCGAUACCUUUAGGGGUGGCUGAUACCUACAACACUGUACAUACAAGAAAAUAUAUGGUAAGUGUACUUUACAUGGUUAAGGUAAAGUAAGUCUCUGGUUGGCUACCGUUAAAUAUAAUGGCACUUUGUUUAUGUUGUUGGAAAAUGUCACAUUGCCAUUAAACUCCCUUGUCUGUCCAUUUAAUUUUGUGAAGAAAAAUAAAGUACAGUGUGAGAUAUUG
This is a messenger RNA of Nannospalax galili (Upper Galilee mountains blind mole rat), 7151 nucleotides long. RefSeq names its product BCL2 apoptosis regulator (gene Bcl2). Gene Ontology annotation, biological process: intrinsic apoptotic signaling pathway in response to DNA damage; extrinsic apoptotic signaling pathway in absence of ligand; negative regulation of intrinsic apoptotic signaling pathway. The record is from RefSeq and is a predicted model, not a curated record. Gene Ontology annotation, cellular component: mitochondrial outer membrane. NCBI's taxonomy places the organism in Eukaryota, Metazoa, Chordata, Mammalia, Rodentia, Spalacidae. The transcript has 2 exons. Bases 1308 to 2018 code for a protein of 236 amino acids. Gene Ontology annotation, molecular function: protein heterodimerization activity; protein homodimerization activity.